AUGCAAUCACCCGCCCCACACCCCAUCCCUCGCCUCGCUUUGUACCCCCAGUCUGACAGGCGGGUCUGUGACCAGCGUCCCGUACCUGUGGAGGAGAGAGAAGAACUGAGAGAAGUGAAGGAGGAGAGAGAAGAACUGAGAGAAGUGAAGGAGGAGAGAGAAGAACUGAGUGAAGUGGAGGAGGAACAUCAUGUCCAACCUGGAGGAAAACACUUGAGUCGCUCAAAGACUAAACAGACAUUUUUAAAGAAAAGAAUAGCCGAGAAAUCUUUCACCUGCACUCAGUGUGGGAAGAGUUUCAGUCGAUCAUCACACCUUAAUGCUCACAUGAUGAUCCACACCGGAGAGAAGUCGUUCACAUGUGAUCAGUGCGACAAAACGUUUCUUAGGGCAUCAGAGCUGAAGAGACACCUGAGAGUUCAUACGAAGGAGAAGCCGUAUUCAUGUUCUGUGUGUGGAAAGAGUUUUUCACAGAAAAAACGUUUAAAGGUGCACCAGAGAAUUCACACUGGAGAAAAACCUUACAAGUGUUCACACUGCGACAAGAGAUUCAAUCAGACAGGACAUCUGAAAACACAUGAGAGGAUCCACACUGGAGAGAAGCCGCACACGUGUGAUCAGUGUGGAAAGAGUUUCGCUUUUAAAAGUGAACUGAAGAGACACAUGAUGAUCCACACUGGAGAAAAACCUUACAAGUGUUCACACUGUGACAAGAGAUUCAGUCAAUCAUCACAUCUGAAAACACAUGAGAGGAUCCACACUGGAGAGAAGCCGCACACGUGUGAUCAGUGUGGAAAGAGUUUCGCUUUUAAAAGUGAACUGAAGAGACACAUGAUGAUCCACACCGGAGAGAAACCGCACACGUGUGAUCAGUGUGGAAAGAGUUUCGCUUUUAAAAGUGAACUGAAGAGACACAUGAUGAUCCACACCGGAGAGAAGCCGUUCGCAUGUGAUCAGUGCGGAAAGAGUUUCUCUACUAAAUCUGAACUGAGGAUGCACAUGAUGAUCCACACUGGAGAAAAACCUUACAAGUGUUCACACUGUGAUGAGAGAUUCAGUGUUUCAGCAAAUCUGAAAAGACAUGAGAUGAUCCACACUGGAGAGAAUUCGCACACGUGUGAUCAGUGCGGGAAGAGUUUCGCUUUUAAAAGUGAACUGAAGAGACACAUGAUGAUCCACACCGGAGAGAAGCCGUACUCGUGUGAUCAGUGUGGGAAGAGUUUCGCACAAUCUUCUUCCCUUAAUGCUCACAUGAUGAUCCACACUGGAGAGAAGAAGUUCACAUGUCAUCAUUGUUGCAAAACAUUCAGUGUUUCAUCACAUCUGAAAACUCAUGAGAGGAUCCACUUUGGAGAAAAACCUUACAAGUGUUCACACUGCGACAAGAGAUUCAAUCAGUCGGGAAAUCUGAAAACACAUGAGAGGAUUCACACUGGAGAGAAGCCGUACACGUGUGAUCAGUGUGGGAAGAGUUUCUCUAUAUAAACUAACCUGAAGCGACACAUGAAGGUCCAUGCGGUGGAUAAACCACUGAAACAGUCUGAAAUCACGCUAAGAUGAUUUUCAUGUGAUGAGCAACAAAGUCUCUUCUGUGUAAGUUAGUCAUCACCCGAUAGCCACAUCUCUCCUCUCCACCUGUAGUUGGUGUGUGGUGACAAUUUUUCAUACCCCUAGAUUUUUUUUUAUGAAUAAAAUGUCUAUGAAGUAUAUUCCCAUUAAGAUUUACCUUUUUUAGCACACCA
This is a messenger RNA of Pimephales promelas (fathead minnow), 1742 nucleotides long. The record is from RefSeq and is a predicted model, not a curated record. Lineage: Eukaryota; Metazoa; Chordata; Actinopteri; Cypriniformes; Leuciscidae.